Molecule: messenger RNA, 2025 nt
Organism: Drepanopeziza brunnea f. sp. 'multigermtubi' MB_m1
Lineage: Eukaryota; Fungi; Ascomycota; Leotiomycetes; Helotiales; Drepanopezizaceae
Source: RefSeq, a predicted model, not a curated record
AUGCCAAUGCCAGUGCCAAGCUCUGCCAAGCCCAAGCGGCCAAAUGCCAAGAGCCAGAACCCCCACAGUACACGAUCCUUCCUACCGUUCACCUAUCCGUCUCUCGCAUUCAUCUGCAGAGCUGGUGAUAUACCACCCAUCCAUGGCGUCUGGACAUCUGUGAAGACACCCCCGACGCAACAGAAAGAAGUCGAAGCGGCCGCCUUCAACAAUACCACAGCAAAGAUGGCAAAGAGCAGCUGUGCCAGGAACGCCUGCGGCGUCUUGCAGACUGUGCUGGCUGCUGCUGCACUCUACGGAUUUCUCUUCCUCCUGGUGUCCGUCUUCCAAAAAGGCUCCCUCCCAGCCUCGCCCAGUGACCUCUACAAGCACCCUCUCUCCCACCCUCACGCCUUUGACAAGAGUGGCUCCCAAAGGCCCUCCAGCAAACUCAAAGCCGAAAAGAUCAAUCCCAGUGCUAAUUGGUUCAACCGGCCCGAGAGCCUCGUCGUCCCUCGAGACGAUUACCUGGGCAAGAGGCCGCACAUCGACACCGUGGCAAACCUGACGAGGCUAGUAGAAGAAUGCAGAGGCUCAUACGAGAACAUUGAGAAGAUGCCUUAUGUGUACGACUGUCUGAAGUACUUGAGUGAGGGCGAGAAGGAAUAUUUCUACAAGCCCGCGAGGGUGGAGGCAGCCAGCCAACAAGUCCCCAAGUACGCCGAAUAUCUCGAUGCUGAUGGCGCCGGCAAUACCCUCGACGAGUACCCCUCACACCAAGCGGCUACGAAGGAGUCAACCGGACGAUGCAAUGGCCCGAUCGUUCCUUACCACGUCUACUGGACCGGCCCAGCAACGUGGAGAGUCGAGUUGUUCAUCAAGAGCCAUUUUCACACCCAGAACAUCCCUUGUGUUCGGCUGUAUCUUUGGUUGGAUGGUGAUCGGGAUGCAAAGGCCGUGGACAAGAUGUUAAACCAGGAUCCCCUGUUCGAGAAGUUCCUACCCUUCGUCGCAAGGGGCGACAUUGUUUUGAAGACAUGGAAAUUCCCUUCCCGGAUUCCCCUACCGAAAGGCGAUAACACUGACGGGGUGGGGUACUACAAAACACCAGGGAAGCCAAAUUCGCAGAACGAGACACUGGUGGCGGAUGGGUUGAUCCGCGACGCCAACGACCAGGAGUGGCUGAUUCUGACCGAGAAGCAGAUGACUUUUUUGCCAGUUGCUGUUUCGGAUGCUGUUCGAUUUGUAGUUCUGCACCUCUAUGGAGGAGCAUACUUUGAUAUGGAUAUCGUGAUGUUGAGGGAUAUGCGACCUUUGUUGAUUGGCGACGAGCACUCCUUUGCCGAGAGAUGGGGAGGGCAUACAAGCCCAGGGGACUACAACACUGCGAUCAUGUCUCUGUCCGCUAACUCUUCCUUGUCCUCGUACCUUCUCCGCGGUGGCGUCCGCAUGGGUCUCAACUUCCACCCGAGAGUGAUCGGUGUCAUGGCCGUCAAGGAUCACCGCAAUCGAGAGUUUCACAUGCUAGAGACAGCCGCCUUCGAUCCAAUCUGGACGGAAUUCAACUGGGGAAGACUUGGGAAAUGCACGGUCCCAUGUAUCCACGAUUACGCUCAAGUCUUCAAGAGCAAGAACGCCUUUCCUCUGAAGGACGAAUGGAAGACUUUCGAGGGACCACAGCUGAAGCUAUCAACCGACAAACCUACAGGGCAUUUCUGGGAGAUUCGAGAGGUCGAGGGGCGAGCGGUUGCGUCGGAGAAACCUGAAACUGCCACAAUCGACCGCGAUGCGCUGAGGAGGGCCGAGUAUAGGAUUGAGGAAGACCGAUAUCCGCCUACGAACCGCACGAUGGAAAAUUUCUUCCGCGGGGCGUGGACGUACCACAUUCACAAUCAGUGGCUCAGAAAUCCCGAGCCAUCUUCCUGGCUCAACGUUAUCCAACGAGCCCACGACGGCUUCUUUUCUCAUGGACGCAUGAAUCCCUACGGCGAGAAGUGGGAUGGCCCGAGUAUAUCGGAAUACGAGAUUAGUUGGGAAUACCCGUGA